Messenger RNA from Dioszegia hungarica, 1044 nucleotides. Its product is annotated as ornithine decarboxylase antizyme-domain-containing protein. Gene Ontology annotation, molecular function: ornithine decarboxylase inhibitor activity. Lineage: Eukaryota; Fungi; Basidiomycota; Tremellomycetes; Tremellales; Bulleribasidiaceae. The record is from RefSeq and is a predicted model, not a curated record. The coding region runs from base 1 to 1044 and encodes 347 amino acids. The transcript is spliced from 3 exons.
AUGUACGCCUCCCAGAUGACCAUGUUCUCGAGAAAUAUACAGCCCGUCGGUACCCUGGGCAGUGCCGACGCGGGGCCACCCCUCCCAUUCGCUCAGCACCAUCAUGAUGUUGAGAAUCCCUUCUCGCCUGUUCUCGCUAUCGCGAGGGUCGGCGGCGAGGGCGGACCGGUGUACGUCUACUCGGAGGAGCAGGGAUCUGGGUCUGGAGCUACGUGGGCGGGCGGUGAGAGCCAGAGAGCCUCUCCGACCCCCUACCUGUUCGACUCAUCUCUCCCGGCCCUCUCCCGGUCUUUCUCCCCCGGCUCAGAUACUUCAGUCACGGCUACCGGCUCUAUCGCUAUCGGCAAUAAUCACCUCCGCAGUGCGCUCCUCACCCCCUCCUCGUCCAUUUCGGGCGACACCUACAUUGCGCAGUCUUCCUCUACCACUUCCUCGUCCACCCUGUACGGCUCUAUGCCCAGUUGGUCGAAUGGCUCUACCAUUCCCAAACCCUCUUUUACGACCACACCUGUAUCAAUAACACCUCGGAACCAGCCGGCGGCGCUCACCAUCCUCCUCUCCUCCCUCUUCCCGCACAACCACCAAGCGAUUCUCGCAGCUUGCCACGCGCUCGAGAUCGUCACGCCUCCCUCGCACACUCUACAUGGGUUCCUCAUCGACACCUCAUCCGCUCGCACAGCCUUCAUUCACCUCCCUCCCCCGCACUCGUCUUCGUCUCGCCCAGAACACCUCUCGGCCAACUUCUCCGAGGUGCUCCGUCCACACGAUCCACAAAGGCUGCCCAGACCUUCCGCUCUGUCGUCACUGGCGGAUGGUCUGGACAUCCGGGAAAGUCUGACAGCUCUGCUGGACCUGGCCGCGGACAGCCUGGAGGCGAGCAGGAUGGUGCUGAUCUUGGACAAGAGGGAGCGCGGGGAGGAGGGCGUUCGGGAACUGGUCCACAGCCUGAUGUACGCUGGAGGACAGGUCAUCAGGCCGGGUGGGAUAGAGGAGGGCUGGGUCUGGGAUCCGGCGAGGUGGGCUAUGGUGGGGAUGGAAGUCUAG